This is a messenger RNA of Amphimedon queenslandica, 954 nucleotides long. Its product is annotated as proline-rich protein 12-like. Bases 1 to 954 code for a protein of 317 amino acids. The transcript has 3 exons. Lineage: Eukaryota; Metazoa; Porifera; Demospongiae; Haplosclerida; Niphatidae. The record is from RefSeq and is a predicted model, not a curated record.
AUGGAUAUACCAGAUGAUAGACCAACAGUAUCUGAAUUGAUAGAGUUUCAUGAGUUAUUGAUCAAAGGACAACUGGAGGAGUCUCUACCACUGCUUGAUGCUGAUACUAUAAGAAAAAUUAGAAAUGCCACUAGUGCUGAUGAAGAAAUGUCUUUCCUUAGAAGAGCAUUUGAAGAACAUCCAACACUGCUACAUGAAAUGAGAGAAGCUUCUGGAAAAAUAAAAGGUUCAUCACAAAAGACGCUAAAGUCUCCUCCCCCAGUAGCACCUAAACCAAGAUCAUUAUCACAAAGAGGACGACCUCGACCAUUGUCAACAACAAAAAAGGCACAACCACUUUCACAAACCACACAACCUCCACCAACAGCACCUAAACCACGCCAGUCAUCUACACAACCUCCACCACCAGUCCCUAAGCCACGCCAAAAAUCACUACUUACAUGUACACCAGCUUCACCUUCAGCACAGAGUAGACAACCACCUCCUGUACCUCCAAGACGUUAUAAUAAACCUUCUACAGAGACACCACCAGUACCAAAACCAAGAAGUAAAGCUGGUCCAUCAUCACAGCCACAAGUACUUGUUGCAACACCAGCAGCUCUACCUUCACCAGAAUACAUUACAAUGAAAGAAAUUUUAGCUGAUCUUGUUGAUCUGUUGGCAGGAAAUGUUCCAGUUAUUCCACAGUUAAAUAAUUGUCUCUUUUCAUCUCAUCUCAUUCCUAAAGCAGUACAUAUAACUGUUGAAAGUACUGCAGGACUUAGUCCUUAUGAUAGAGCUAAUAAAAUAUUCUCUUCAGUACUAGCAACACUUGAGUGUCAUCCUAAUCCUAACAGUGUGUUCUUUUCUCUCAUUACUUCACUACAGAAAGUAGGACUAAAGAACAUGGCAUCUAAACUAAUGGAAAAAUUAACCUCUCCUGAUAGGGAGAGGCUUAUUUCAGUAAUGCACUAA